Cantharellus anzutake is the source of this 666-nucleotide messenger RNA. RefSeq lists its product as uncharacterized. The record is from RefSeq and is a predicted model, not a curated record. The transcript has 3 exons. Bases 1 to 666 code for a protein of 221 amino acids. NCBI's taxonomy places the organism in Eukaryota, Fungi, Basidiomycota, Agaricomycetes, Cantharellales, Hydnaceae.
AUGCAACCUUCCGGCAUUGCCAGCGGCUCUUCUACAUUGUCACAUCCCCUGCCACCACCUUUGGCCACUGAAGCCCCAGUUGAACCACCUCUUGAUGACAUCCUCACUGGACUUAGCAUGCAGCUCCAGCACCACCACCAAAAUGUUUCAGACCAGUGCCUCGCAAAAGGUCGAUUGCAGAAUGGAGCCCUUCAGCAUGCUAUGACUGAAAAACAGUCAAACCAUGGUUUACAUGCAGCAUACCAGCAGAGAAUUGCCACUGUCCAAGGCCAAACAAUUAGGGUUGAUGUUCUUGGUUUUUGCACUGAGAAAAAUAAGUUGGUGCAGCUCAACCCCUUGCGACUCAAUGAAACUUAUGAAAAUAAGGCUUAUGUAUCCGUGGUGGAGGCCGACCUUCUGUUCAAAUUUUGUCAAAGUCAUAGUAAAUUAUAUCUGUUAUUGCCAGAGGUCAAAAGCGACAUCCUGACAUUCUACUGGCAUGUGAAUUAUAAACGGCCCAGAUAUGUGAUACUCUCGAUAUCGGAGUGGAGGGGGAAUAUGAUUGCUGAGUUAUUUAAUCACCUCGCACUUAAGCAUCACAUCAGUGCAGAUGAUGUCAAGGAGCAGCAGAUCACUUUGCACAUCUGCUCUAACUUGACUGACCCUGUGUCAGGGCACACACCCUGA